Tauraco erythrolophus (red-crested turaco) is the source of this 1049-nucleotide messenger RNA. Lineage: Eukaryota; Metazoa; Chordata; Aves; Musophagiformes; Musophagidae. The record is from RefSeq and is a predicted model, not a curated record.
UGGGCGAGUUUGUGAGUGAUGCCCUUCUGGUACCUGACAAGUGCAAGUUCCUUCACCAGGAAAGGAUGGAUGUGUGUGAAACUCACCUACACUGGCAUACUGUUGCUAAAGAGUCCUGUAGUGAGAAGAGUAUGAAUCUGCAUGACUACGGCAUGCUGCUGCCCUGUGGAAUUGACAAGUUUCGUGGUGUGGAGUUUGUUUGCUGCCCAUUAGCAGAGGAAAGUGACAAUCUUGAUUCAGCUGAUGCUGAAGAUGAUGAUUCAGAUGUCUGGUGGGGAGGUGCAGAUGCAGACUAUGCGGAUGGAAGUGAGGAUAAGGUAGUAGAAGAACAACCAGAGGAAGACGAGGAGCUAACCGUUGUGGAAGAUGAAGAUGCUGAUGACGAUGAUGAUGAUGAUGGUGAUGAAAUUGAAGAAGAGACAGAGGAAGAGUAUGAGGAGGCAACGGAAAGAACUACCAGUAUUGCAACCACGACUACCACAACUACAGAGUCUGUGGAAGAGGUCGUCAGAGAGGUGUGCUCUGAGCAAGCCGAGACGGGUCCCUGCCGCGCGAUGAUCUCCCGCUGGUACUUUGACGUGGCCGAAGGAAAGUGCGCGCCCUUCUUUUACGGCGGCUGCGGCGGGAACCGGAACAACUUUGACUCGGAGGAGUACUGCAUGGCGGUCUGUGGCAGCGUCAUCCCUACCACAGCCGCUAGCACUCCUGAUGCUGUUGACAAAUACUUGGAGACACCUGGGGAUGAGAAUGAACAUGCCCAUUUCCAGAAAGCCAAGGAGAGACUUGAAGCUAAGCAUCGUGAAAGGAUGUCUCAGGUCAUGAGAGAGUGGGAAGAGGCAGAACGCCAAGCAAAGAACUUGCCAAAGGCCGACAAGAAAGCUGUUAUCCAGCAUUUCCAGGAGAAAGUGGAAUCUCUGGAACAAGAAGCAGCAAAUGAAAGACAACAGCUGGUAGAGACUCAUAUGGCACGGGUGGAAGCCAUGUUGAACGAUCGUCGCCGCAUCGCUCUGGAGAACUAUAUCACAGCCCUGCAGACUGUCCCACCCAGG